This is a messenger RNA of Thamnophis sirtalis, 882 nucleotides long. Lineage: Eukaryota; Metazoa; Chordata; Lepidosauria; Squamata; Natricidae. The record is from RefSeq and is a predicted model, not a curated record.
AACGAUCAUGCCACAUAGAACAUGCCUGUUUUCCUGAUGAAAUGCCUAGACAGGAAGAGAAGAAAAAUCUUCAUGCACCAGUGGCUGCUGCUUCGAUUUCAGAUACCUGGCAUCAUUGUGGUGAUGGAUUUCAAAUUUCAUCUUCAUUGGAGGCUAAAGAAUCUUUAAGAAAACCAGUUAGAGCUAAAAAGUCUUUUGCAUCAUUGCUUAGCUCAAGUGAAGAAAUCUCUCAAACUGAGAACCUUUGUGAAUUUACUGACAUUGUAUGGAGUGAAUUUUCAGAUGACGAAAAUGACAUUACAGCCUCAGAUUUUCUUUAUAUGAAAAUGAAGAAAUAUAGAAAGUAUGCUUUGAUCGCCAAGGAAGUGUGUAAUGAAGAACCUGAAUUCAUUGAAUGGAAGAAUGAUAGUGAUUAUGAGCAUGAUGAACAAUGUAGUGAAUCAGAAGGUAAUGAAGCUCCUUUGGAUAUAUUGGACACAGAUUCAUGCACAAACAGCACUUCCAAAGCCAAUGGAGAGAAGGAAGAUGAACCCUCAAAGAUUUCAGAAUAUUCAUCAGAUGAUGACAAUUUUGAAGGAAGCAAUGUAGAAACAGAAGCUACUAAUUUAGCAUUUCCUAAAAAGUUCCAGUUCUGUUUUGGAGUAGGGUUUGAAACAGACACAGGAAGAUCAGCCACUGACUGGCUAAAAUCUGCUCAGACCUUUCUACAAACUCCUAAGAAAAAAAUAGAAAAAAGUUUGAAGACUCCAGAAGAUUCUGCAAAAAAAAGAAAAUUGCUGAGGAGGGGGCUAGCAGAGAGAUUGAAUAGACUUCAAAAUAGAAAGAGAUCCGCAGUAAACUUUUGGAGGUAUCAAUAUACCUCUCACCAUGAUAUAGUUUCAG